Molecule: messenger RNA, 430 nt
Organism: Symbiodinium pilosum
Lineage: Eukaryota; Dinophyceae; Suessiales; Symbiodiniaceae
Source: the annotation of a GenBank genome assembly
GCUACUCGGGACAGCGACAUGGGUCUGCAGCCUGUAUGCCCUUGUCUAUUCCACACUGCAUCAGUCGGAAUACCACCGCUUCUGCCGCUGCAACAGACGCAGAGCAGGCUUGUGCCUUUUAGGGGGCCUGGUUUUCUACUUCGGUGCGCUACUGCUGAUCCUGUCGCUCUUCGUCUUCAACGACCGCGAACCGCCAGAGCUGCGGCCAGCGGAUCCUGCGGACUCCUUCACUGCCUGGCCCCCGUUUCGAGAGAGCCAUCUUGACGCUUGGACGAACAUGUCCAAGGUGGACCCCUUACGCAUGGUCUAUGCCCGGGGUCCCGUCCAGUACUGGGAAUAUUCCGAUGUGGCUGGCUUCCUUUUUGGAUGCUUGAUACUCCUGCUGCCUUUGACGGCAUACAUCAUGGGGGACGACAGAGAUGAAGAUUGA